GGCGGCGUGGGCGGAGCGCGGCGACGACGCUCGCUGAAGAGGCCCGGUUCGCCCCGCGAUCCUGAGCGGCGCUGAGCGGGGGCUGCGGCGGCUGGCUGUGGGUGCCGGCGGCAGAGGAGGAGAGCAGAGGGCGGCCUCGGCGCUCCCCUUGGUGGGGUCGGCGGGAGGAUGAGUGCGGCCCGAGAGUCCCACCCGCACGGGGUGAAGCGCUCAGCCUCCCCUGACGACGAUAUUGGAUCUAGCAACUGGGAGGCAGCUGACCUAGGCAAUGAAGAGAGAAAACAAAAGUUCUUAAGACUAAUGGGAGCUGGAAAGAAAGAACACACUGGCCGUCUUGUUAUAGGAGAUCAUAGGUCAACAUCUCACUUCAGAACAGGGGAAGAAGAUAAGAAAAUGAAUGAAGAACUGGAGUCGCAGUAUCAACAGAGUAUGGACAGUAAAUUAUCAGGGAGAUACCGGCGACAUUGUGGACUUGGCUUCAGUGAGUUAGAGGAUCCCGAUGGGGAAGGCGAUGCUGCCGGAAAUGAUGAUGACGAUGAUGAUGAUGAUGAUUCACCUGACCCUGAAAGUCCAGAGGACUCUGAAAGUGAUUCAGAGUCUGAGAAAGAGGAAUCUGCCGAAGAACUACAAGCUGCUGAACAGCCAGAGGAAGUGGAGGACCCCAAAGCUAAGAAGGAUGCAAAGAGCAAUUACAAAAUGAUGUUUGUUAAAUCCAGUGGUUCAUAACUCCGAACGUGUGAUUAGUCUUUGUAUUCAAAGUAAGCCUUAUUGUUAUAAUGCACAGUGGAGGACUGCUUCUAUAGCACAGACCUUUGUAUUAUAAUUUUAAAAAAAGGCCCCUUUAAAUAAUUACAAAGAGUGUUUGCUUUCAGAUGCCAUGGAUUACAAUUUUAUGGGCAUGAUUAAAUCCAUUUUUGUAAAAUAUAAGAGUUGCAUUGUACAAAAGACAAAUAAAUAUGAUUCCCAGCUUCCUUUCACAUUAUCAUCAAAUACCCUCUAACUAACUACUACUCCCUCCCCUCACUUUUUUUAGUCCCUUCUAAUGAAAUUAUGUGGGGAACAUUGUUGAAACUUCUUAGUACUAUUUUGUGGGUGUUUCUGUUUUUGACAGCUGUAUGUUCCAUUCUCUUUUUUAUUAUUUUUGUCCCUAAUGUUUUCUCUUAUAAAAGUUAAUUUGAUGAUGUGAUGGUGCGUUUAUGAGAAAAAUACCUCUUUAAUUAUAAUACUCUGAUGUAGUAGAACCGUUCAUCAUGGAAAUAU
Molecule: messenger RNA, 1260 nt
Organism: Trichosurus vulpecula (common brushtail)
Lineage: Eukaryota; Metazoa; Chordata; Mammalia; Diprotodontia; Phalangeridae
Gene: C6H11orf58
Product: chromosome 6 C11orf58 homolog
Exons: 5
Coding region: 169-726 (185 amino acids)
Source: RefSeq, a predicted model, not a curated record